This is a messenger RNA of Centruroides sculpturatus (bark scorpion), 881 nucleotides long. Its product is annotated as venom peptide isomerase heavy chain-like. Gene Ontology annotation, molecular function: serine-type endopeptidase activity. Bases 79 to 870 code for a protein of 263 amino acids. NCBI's taxonomy places the organism in Eukaryota, Metazoa, Arthropoda, Arachnida, Scorpiones, Buthidae. Gene Ontology annotation, biological process: proteolysis. The transcript has 8 exons. The record is from RefSeq and is a predicted model, not a curated record.
UGUAAGUCAAGGAGAACAAAAGGGGAUGUUCUGUCCAGCACAUUUAAUAAAGUUUAACAUUCUUUUCACAUCCCAAGUAUGAAAAGCUUUUUAACAGUUGGAUUAAUGCUUUUUCUAAGUGCUGAAUAUUACUUCUGUGCUUCUAAAAAGUAUGAAAACACGUCAAGUAGAGUAAUUGAACGCAGGAUGAUUGGAGGAAGGAAGGCAGAAAAAGGGGAAUUUCCAUUUUUGGUAGCAUUAUUUGAAAAGGAAACACAUAGGGGUGCUUUUUCUUUAAUCACAACAAGGACGAUAAUAGGAGCAGCGCACAUUGUACACGAAAACCCACUCAAAGAUUAUUACGGAAGAAUAGGAGACGUUAACAAAAACGCAGGGAAAAAAGUGCUGUUUCGAAAAAGGAUUAUACACUCACGUUUUAAUCCAAAAAGGUUUAAUAAUGAUAUUGCACUUCUGAUUCUCGCACGCAGUAUUAACAAUAUAUCUCCGAUUGCUUUAGUUGGAAAAAACGUAAGAUUUACUAAAGGUUCCGCCACGUUUGUUGGAUGGGGAGAUAUUGGUUUCAAUGAUGAAACAGACCUUCUUCAAGUAGCGAAAGUAAAGUUAGUAGAUCCAACAUACGUAGCAUGUGAAUUCAACUACGAAUUAACUUACAAAGAAAUUACAACACUGUCAUCUAGAGUAGUAGCCAUGGAAGGAGAUUCUGGCUCACCACUGAUCAAGAGAGAUGCAUCAAAAAGACCAGUGCUUAUUGGCAUUUUGUCUAACGGCGGAAAUUUUACUAAAGAACCAGAUAUUUACAUGUCAACCAGUGUAUACCAUGAUUUUAUAAAAACUCACAGUGUCGGACAUCUCACAUACCUACACGUAUAAAAUUAAAAUAU